AUGAAGUUCUCACAAGUCCUCGUCCUGGCGUCAUUGCCUGUCAAUGCUUUGUCCUCUCCAUCCAACUGGUUUAGAGGCGUGGCACAGCCUGACCUGAUAUCUGAAGAUGUGAAUGCACCAAUUGAGUCGCCAAUCGAACAGUCUUCAAGAUUCAAGCCCAGCGAAUUACUCGAUUUCAGCGCUCGCAAGCCAGAAGCUUAUACCAACGCAAUAGUGGUGCUGAAGAACUUGGAGCAGAAACCAAUUUGCCAUCGUACGGCUGCCCAAUUACUUAUGGACAACUGCCAUGGAAUUGAGGAAAAUGACGCGUCCAGUGAUCAGUGGGGUAGUGCUCACAUCCAAAGACAUCAUGUGGAGAGCUUCGCAAACGGUCUUACCAUGUGUGAUAUGGAGCGUGCCAGAUUCGUGACACCAGAAGCUUGCAGCCCGUUUGGAAGCUCGGCCCUCUGUCGUGCUUCUCGUGAUAAGCAUAGCCAACUAGGGAUCACCCAAGCACAAGUUACGGAUUGUUUGGAGGCUCUUGGGGGAGAUGAAAGAUCUUGGAGCACAUGGCUCAGCAAUCGUGACAAAGCUGUCACCAUCUGCCGAGCUGCACGUCUUGACAUUGAGAAAGACCAGGCAAUUCUCGUGCAUAAGCAACUUGUCGAACUUAUGCAACAAUUCACGAGUGGCGUGGACGAUGAUUUGACGAGACUGAGAGAGCAUCUCAAGGCCAGCUCACGAUUCGCCAAAUCCUUCGUUGAUGAUUUGACAAAUCAAGCCGAAAACGGGAAGGCCAAGUUAAACAGCGCUUUCGAAACCGUAUCGGAAGAUAUCAAGGGCGUUGAUUCGGUCGUCAAGUCCAUUCUCAGUAGUGGCACGGACGUUCUUCAUAUGUUCAAGCUUUCAAUGCAGACGGUCCUCCAAGGAAACGCAGAAAUGGCAUCAGAGCAAGAGCAGGCUCUCGCCGUAGCCACUGAUGCAUUCCAACAGCGCGUGGGAGGUAUCAACAACGCUGUUGGACAGACGGAAGCAAGUGUCUUGGUGAUCCAAGAUGCCUUGCAGCAACUUGUGCCCAUGGUGGUAGCAUUACACGAACGCCAGAAUGCGCUUGAAGAAAAAGCACAAUCUGCCCUUUCAGCUGUGAUGAACGCUACCGAACUCCUCCAGAGCCACACGCAGCACUUGCAGCAAGCCAGUAUCAAGGCUUCAGGCAUCAACGAUGAUUUAGACAAAGCUGUGGCUAUUGCACAGACUUGGCAAGAAAAUCUAAGGGUCUCCGGCUCAAUGCCCGACUGGGUCUUCCGAGCAGGGACUCCCAUGGCUGCCCUUAGUCUCGGGAAUUUUGGCAUUGCGCGGUCCACAGGGGGCAAUAUUGGGCUGGCUGGUGCUGGCUUUGUGGUCGGUGAAUCUUUGGUGGUACUACGACAUGUGCAGUGGCCAAACCUGUUCAACUUGUGCACCAUGAAUCUCUUCAGGACCUCAAGCUCUCAACCCCAACAGCAAGUUAACAUGUCAUCGCUGCCUCCCAAAGCACUUUCAGAGAUGAGCCCUUCCUCAUCCUCGACAUAUCAAACAAACACUGACGAGGUUCACAUCGACAUGGUGUAAUCAAGAAUCCGACUAUAACCACUACACAUCAAUCACUCACCUAACUCCGACCUAAAAAAAAAAAGGACCUACAUCAAAGAUAUACAGCCCAUACAUACACAACAAUAUUGCUAUUUACAACGGCUUUGCUAUGAAUUAAUGUUACGAAUGAUUAACACAAUCAAAUUACGACGACGAGGAACUGGACAGGGGUUUGGAGGAUGUCCAGCAAGCAAGCACGAGAUGGAGGUGGAUUACUAUGUUAUUACGAGGGGCGUCGGGGUGCUUUUGCUGAUAAAAUGAAGAUGAUUGACAGACAAUCAAUCUAUCGUUGGCUAGAAAGCAGUAACCAAUGGAGACCGUG
This is a messenger RNA of Mollisia scopiformis, 1933 nucleotides long. RefSeq lists its product as uncharacterized. The record is from RefSeq and is a predicted model, not a curated record. NCBI's taxonomy places the organism in Eukaryota, Fungi, Ascomycota, Leotiomycetes, Helotiales, Mollisiaceae. The transcript is spliced from 7 exons. Bases 1 to 1590 code for a protein of 529 amino acids. Gene Ontology annotation, cellular component: endoplasmic reticulum membrane. Gene Ontology annotation, biological process: nuclear membrane fusion involved in karyogamy; karyogamy involved in conjugation with cellular fusion.